This is a messenger RNA of Nestor notabilis (Kea), 385 nucleotides long. RefSeq names its product beta-2-microglobulin-like. Gene Ontology annotation, cellular component: MHC class II protein complex. NCBI's taxonomy places the organism in Eukaryota, Metazoa, Chordata, Aves, Psittaciformes, Psittacidae. Gene Ontology annotation, biological process: positive regulation of T cell activation; peptide antigen assembly with MHC class II protein complex; antigen processing and presentation of exogenous peptide antigen via MHC class II. The transcript is spliced from 2 exons. The record is from RefSeq and is a predicted model, not a curated record. The annotation marks the transcript as partial. Gene Ontology annotation, molecular function: MHC class II protein complex binding.
AUGGGGGUGCCCGGCGCCGCCCGAGGUCUGGUCCUGGUCCUCGUCCUGGUCGCGCUGGGAGGGGCGGAUGUCCUGCUUCUCACUAUUCCCUUUCUCUCCUCUCCAGAGGCACCAAAGGUGGAGGUGUACUCACGUGAUCUUGUCACUAUGGGAAAGGAAAACACCCUCAACUGCUUUGUGAGUGGUUUCCAUCCUCCAAAGAUUGAAAUCUCUCUCCUCAAGAAUGGGGAGCCCAUGAACAAUGUGAAGUACACAGACUUGUCCUUCGAUGACAAGUGGUACUUCCAGCGCCUGGCAUACGCACCCUUCACCCCCCAGAAGGGCGACGUCUACAUUUGCAGAGUGGCCCAUUCUGCCUUCAAGGAGCCGCAGUCUUUCCAGUGGG